GCCUUGAUGAGUCAAUGGUGAAGUACAAGGGUCACCUUGCCUUCAGGCAGUAUAUGCCAGCUAAGCCUACCAAAUGGGGUAUAAAAUACUGGUCCCUGGCUGAGGCAACCACGGGCUAUUGUUGGAAUUUCCAGGUAUAUACAGGGAAAGAAAAGACAACGGAGAUGUUGAGGGUGGUUUGACAUCUCGUGUGGUUCGCGAUCUCACUGCAUCCUUGGCCGGAUCGGGGGUGAGUGUAUAUAUGGAUAACUUUUAAACUUCCUUUGAUUUAUUCAACUACCUUUCUGUGCGUGGAAUCAAUGCUUGUAGGACAGAACGAUCCAACAGAAAAAAAUUACCUACACCAUUGCUGCCAAAAAUGUCAAACUUGAGCAACAUUCAUAUCGCUUCGCUGAAUGGGAUGACAUCACCUUCUGCCAUUGGAUGGACACUAAGCCUGUAUUGUUUAUUUCAAAUUUCCAUGGUGCAACUGACAUGGGUAGUGUGCAGAGAAAACCAACCGCUCAAGAAGCCAAUGGUCAGCGUCGCCAGCAAGCAAAGAUAGUGCCCAAGAUCGUUUCAGAUUAUCAGGCCUACUACAAGGGGGUGGACCUUUAUGAUCAAAUGGUUGGCUAUUAUAUGCUCCCUCAUCGAUCCAAGAAAUGGUGGAGAAGAAUGUUUUUCUAUGGGCUCUCCACAGGAGUUCAUAAUAGUUACAUUUGUGCCAAGGCCAACCUCACUCACCAUGAUCUAAAUGAACAACCGUUUUUGAAAUGGGACUCUGAAGGACUUCCAGGAAGACCUUAUUGAACUGUUGAUCGGGGAAUGGCGAUCAGGCCGGGCACCUCCUCUGGCACUUGCUCCUGCAUGCCCUAUUGCUUAUCAUUCCUUGGAACUUUACUAUGAUACAUUCAAAACUUGCCAGGAGUGUAUAGCAAAUGCCAGACCAGG
Molecule: messenger RNA, 930 nt
Organism: Owenia fusiformis
Lineage: Eukaryota; Metazoa; Annelida; Polychaeta; Sabellida; Oweniidae
Source: the annotation of a GenBank genome assembly